AUGAGGAUUUUCAGGGCAGCUGCGUCUGUAUGUCUCCGGCGCCAAAAUUCCUAAAACCCUAAACCCUGUUUUACUCUUCAGUCUUCACAUAUUACAUUAUACACCAUAUCUUGAGCUCUGCCGCUGAUAACUUAACGAUGAAAUCACUAAUCUUUCCAACAAGAACAGCCGCGAUCUUAAUUCCAAAUCUUGUUUUUAAUCCGUCUAACUCGCUUUCUUCAAUUUCUAAUUUCUUACCUGUUAGAAACCCUAAUUAUCUCCCUCACCUACGUCGUCUUAGAUUAUCCUCAUCUUAUUCUUCGCCAAUCACCGAAGAAAACGGCCAUUGCCACCAAACUGAGGGUGAAAUUCACGUAAUUGUGGGCCCUAUGUUCGCUGGAAAAACCACCACUUUGCUUCGCCGGAUUAAAUCUGAAAGCUCUAACGGCAGAUUUCAGGAUAGGGUCUCAAAGCGCUUCCUCAACAUGGAUGAAACAUUGAAGAAUCUAUGUUUUUCAGGAAGAUUAGCAGAAGCAGUUGGAUUACUUUGCCAUACAGGACACCAAGUUGACUCAGAGACUUACUCCCUUCUUUUGCAAGAUUGCAUAUUCAAAAAAGAUUAUCAGUUUGGUAAAAGAAUCCAUUCACAAAUGAUUAUGUCUGGUUUUGUUCCCAAUGAGUACCUAAACAUCAAGUUGCUUAUAUUAUAUGCAAAAUCAGGUGAUCUAGUCACUGCCCACAUUCUUUUCAAGAAAUUACUCAUCCCAAAUGUGAUUUCAUGGAACGCCAUGAUUUCAGGGUAUGUCCAAAAGGGUCUUGAAGAACAAGGCUUGAAUCUUUAUUACAAAAUGAGACAAAAUGGUUUAACACCUGACCAGUUUACUUUUUCUUCAGUUUUUAGGGCAUGUGCCACCCUGGCAACACUAGAACAGGGUAAAAGAGCACAUGGGGUUAUGAUCAAGACCCAAAUAAAUGGAAAUCUUGUAGUCAAUAGUGCCCUAAUCGAUAUGUAUUUCAAGUGCAGCUGUCCAUAUGAUGGACAUUUAGUAUUCAACAAGGCCUCAGAUAAAAACAUUGUUACAUGGACUUCCUUAAUAUCUGGAUAUGGACAACAUGGAAGGGUAAAAGAGGUAUUAGAUGCUUUCCAUAGAAUGAUAAACGAAGGAUUUAGACCAAAUAGUGUUACUUUUCUUGUAGUUCUUUCCGCUUGUAGCCAUGGAGGUUUGGUAAAAGAGGGCUGGGAGUAUUUUCAAUCAAUGAGAAGAAAUUACAGGAUUACCCCUGGGGAAAAGCAUUAUGCAGCAAUGGUGGACAUUUUAGGGAGAUCAGGAAGGUUAGAUGAAGCUUUUGAGUUUGUAAAAAGUGCACCUUGUAAAAACCACCCAGUGAUAUGGGGUGCACUUAUUCAAGCUUGUAAGGUAUAUGGAAACAUGGAUAUGGUCAAAAUUGCAGCAAAAAAGUAUUUUGAAUUGGAAAGUGAUAAUGUUGGUAAAUAUGUUGUUUUAUCUAAUGCUUAUGCUACUUUUAGUCAGUGGGAUAAUGUUGCUGAGAUUAGGAGUGGAUUGAAGGAAUUGGGGAUGAAAAAGGAACCUGGUUAUAGCAUGAUUGAGAUUCUAUUUCUAGCUACUUUUUCUGAUCAAAAGGGUUAUUCUUCCAGCAACAUCAUACUUUUUUAUGAUAAGAUAAAUUUUUUAAAUGCAGUUGUUAUAAAGUCUAGUAAGGAUACAAGAUAUGGAUUGGAUUCAAUUGUGACACAUGAUGGGGAGAAGCUUUCAUGUUGGCCACUUGAAGCUUUAUCAUCAUUCAAAGAAAGAAUUGGUCUUGAAGCUUAUCAUAAGCUAGAGGUGAUUGGAAUUGAUGAAGCUCAGUUUUUUGAAGACUUGUAUGAUUUCUGCAUUAAAGCUGCUGACCAUGAUGGCAAAACUGUAAUUGUUGCUGGCUUGGAUGGUGAUUAUUUGCGAAGGAGCUUUGGGGUGCUUGAUAUAAUACCAAUUGCAGAUUCUGUAACGAAAUUAAAGGCACGAUGUGAGGUGUGUGGGAAGCCUGCUUUUUUUACUUUAAGGAAAACAGAGGAGACAGAGAGAGAACUAGUGGCUGGUGCUGACGUGUACAUGCCUGUUUGUAGAAACCAUUAUGUGACUGGUCAAAAGGUCAAACAGGCUGCAAGAAAUGUUCUGGAAACACACAACCUUCAAUGUGGCUCAUUCUUAUAGUCAAUUUACUCAUUCGUUCGUGGAAUAUCUGUACAUGCCUGUUUGUAGAAACCAUUUCGUGACAUUCAACCCUUAUAUAUUGUAUUGUAUAAAAACUUAUGUUUUACUA
Lactuca virosa is the source of this 2301-nucleotide messenger RNA. The record is from the annotation of a GenBank genome assembly. Lineage: Eukaryota; Viridiplantae; Streptophyta; Magnoliopsida; Asterales; Asteraceae.